Messenger RNA from Diplodia corticola, 3375 nucleotides. Its product is annotated as wd-repeat protein. Bases 1 to 3375 code for a protein of 1124 amino acids. The transcript has 4 exons. Gene Ontology annotation, molecular function: ATP hydrolysis activity. NCBI's taxonomy places the organism in Eukaryota, Fungi, Ascomycota, Dothideomycetes, Botryosphaeriales, Botryosphaeriaceae. The record is from RefSeq and is a predicted model, not a curated record.
AUGCCGCAGCGGGACUGUGAGCCCAGCCGGUGCUCAGACAAGACUCGUCCAAAGCCCGGCCCCGGAAACAGGGAUGUCAAGGGCAUGCAGGGAUCAGCUUACGACAAAGCACUCAAAAGCCUCACGCCGGAAGAGCAGAGCCGCAUCAACACCAACCGUUUCCGAGAUGCCAGCCAGCUGCUUCGGAACCUCAGCCAAGCGAACGACAAGUCGUACCGCGAGUCUGGCAUGCGAAGGGGCAUGGAGAAGUUGAAACCGAAGAUCAAAGCCUUCCAAGCCGUGGCCGAUACCGUGGGCAUCUUCGGUGAACUUGAACCCGCUGGUUCCUUGUCGAUCGUCUGUGGGCUCACAAGUGCGGCCUGCUCUGCUGGAAUCGCACUCGCUGAUGCUGCUGACAAUUUGGAUGCCGAAGUCAAGCGAUUGUUUGAUCUCGCACCACGCCUGAUCCAAUGCAACGAACUGGCUUCGUGCACAAAGAAUCCUGAGCUGAUUCGAAAUGAUCUUGUGAGAGUCUACACGGGGGUGUUCAAGUUCUACCUUGUAGCGACGAAGAUCUUGGAUCAUGAAUAUUUCCCUCAUGCAAUCAGAAAGUACAGAAACGACAUGACUGAAGCUGUUGAGGGAUUUUCCAGCUACUGGCAGCAUUUUCUGGAGGGCGUACAGCUCGACACGUUGGACGCAACCACGGAAACUCUUGAUAUAGCUCUCAAAAGCCAAAUUGCGGAAAUCCUUGAGAGAGAAUGCGCGCACGAGGUGGAGUACAGGCCCCCGACACCAGCUGCUGGAACCUGUCAGUGGCUAUCCUGGGCGGAUGGCUUCAAGCUCUGGCACCAGCCAGCCGGCAUGGGCACCCAUUUCCUCACCAUGUUCGGAGCCAUGGGGUCUGGCAAGACGGUCGCCACGGCGUAUCUGGCAAACCAUCUCGAGUCGGAAAAGCGCACAGUCAUCCGCUACUACGUGCACAACGACGGCGAGAUGAGCAAGCCGACGAACAUAUACUGCAGCCUCAUCAGGCAGUUUCUCUCGUGGCAUCCGGAAUUCGAAGCACGGUUCUGGAGGCUGCUCAAGGAACACAACGUCGCGGAUUUCCACAUGCAGGCGCGCAGGCCCGAGGUGCUGAGGCGGUGCUUCGUUGAGCUGUUGGGUGAUGCACGCAAGAGAGUUUGCAUCCUGCUCGACGCGCUCGACGCUUUGGAUCCCGCGGCCCGAGAGGAACUCGGCCAACUCUUCCGAGACCUUCUCAAGUUGGAAUGUCAGGCCAAAGUCUUCCUGACCUCGCAGCCUGACAGCCAACUGAAGAAGCUGGUCCCGGGGAAAGCCUUCGAGAUCAGCAGUUGGCGCAAGGAAGUCGGCAAAGAGAACCACCGUAUCGCCGAGCACUUGGUGGGCUCGAAGUGGCUGACCAUGGACAAACGAUACUGCAAAGAGGAUCAGCACCGCCUCAUCAAGGGCAUCUCAGAACUAGCCGACAGCUCUCCGCUGAUGGUGUACCUGAAUGCGGCUCAUGCCGAUGCACUCAUCCGGCAUCCGGUGCCUCGAACCGUGGACGAGGUAUUGCACAUUGUCCGAAGUGCGCCAUCUGGAUAUUCCAAGAUCCCCCAGAAGUGGGCAGAGAUACGGAAGCAGGUGCUGGAGCGGCUUGACGUUGGACGCGACAUGAUAGACCCGUUGCUGCGCUUUCUCGCCGUUGCCGCUCGGCCCGUCACCAUACGGGAGGCCUGCGCCUUCGUGGUUUACGACACCCAAGACGGCGACACGAUGCCUCGAGAGCUCGACGCGCACGGCCAGAGGAGCAUCGUCGAGUGGAUCCGUCCCUUUGUCACGACAGACGACGAGCCUGGCCCGGAGUCCGUGUUGAGACUCUACCACAACUCGCUCCAGCAACUCAUCAUCUUGCAGGAACCAAGCACAUGGGCCGGCACUGAGAACGUCGGCACCAACGACGCCAAGAAGUACGCCCAACGAAAGGCGCAGAUGAACGGAGAGCUGGCGUCCAAAUGCGUGCGAUACCUGUGUCUCCCCGAAUGCUCGAAGAAAGGGUUCAUCGAAUCCGGCAUCCCCCACGGAGCCUUCUUCACCUACGCCGCCUGCACCUGGCAGCACCACCUCGCCGGUUCCUCCUCCACCACCACCACCGCCAGACCAACGCCCCAGCAAGUAUCAUGCAUCAUGGCCAUCUGCCGGCCAAACUCCGCCGCCCUCCGCAACUGGACCGACCAAAACGCCCGCCACGAAAAGACGUUCCUGCCCCCCCUCGCCGACCUCGACCCCCUCGUCGUCGCCGUGCACUUCCGGCACGACGGCCUGACGGCCGCGCUGCUCGACCGCCCCGACGCCUUGCAAGCCCCGAGCUUCGCUCCAAACUCCGCCCGCACCGCGCUCGCGUGCGCGCUCCAGACCGAGCGCUUCACCCUGGCCGCCGCCAUCGUCGACAAGGCCGGCGCCCGCCUGCGCACCCUCGAGACAUGGACCCAGCUCAUGCAGGCCUACAGCCCGGCCCCCGACUUUUGGGCCCCGAAACCCACCGCCACGGCGAAGGAAAAGGCCGCUAGGAAGCGCGCCCUCGACGCCCUGGAGAAGCGCGAGCAAGCGUGGCGGAAGUUCCUCGACCCGGUCAUCCCGCUCUUCCUCCCCGAGAUGACCGGUGGCGGCGGUAGCAAGAAUAGCAGUAUCAGCAGCAGCGGUGGUGGUGGAGCCUCGGGCCCCUCCGACCGCUCAUGGGCCGGCGCCGCCCUCGACCAAGCCGUGUCCAACGGCUGCCUCUCCGUCGCCCGGACGCUCUUGUCCCACGGCGGCGCCAGGAACCCGGCCUUCCACCACGCGCUCUUGGGCCUCUCCUCCUCUUCUUCAUCUUCCUCCUCCUCCUCCCAGCCCAUUAACGUCGUCGCCACCGCCGCCCGCCGCGGCGACCUCGACAUGCUGCACCUCCUCCUCGCCCAGCCCGGCGUCGUGGCCGCCGACGCCGUUCCCCAUGUCGGUGCUCGUGUCGACGACCAUCAUCUUCGUCCUCCUCAUCCUCAUCCUCCUCCUCAUCCCCCUCAUCAUCCUCCUCCUCCCCAUCCUCGCCAAAGCCACGGCCGAAGCCACAGCCACGGCCACAGCAACAGCCACGCAAACCGCCCCCCUACUACCACCACCACUUCUACCACCAGACGCGAUCACCUCGCCCCGCCCGUCCCGCUAAUCCAACGGCUCGCACCCGACGACGGCUCGACCGUCUACCACGCCGCGGCGCGCAUGACGUGCGCCGAGUUCCGCCCCGGCGUGUUCGCGGCGCUGAAGGCGGCCUGGCCCGAGGGCUCGGCCGUGCUGGACGACAGGGGGAGGCAUUGGCGGGAUUUGCUGGGGCCGGCGGAGAGCGAGAUGGUGGGGUAG